GGCAUCAUGAAUAAAUCAAGUAGAUCUACUGUGACACACUUUGUCAUGCUGGGCUUUCCUGGGCCCUGGAAAACGCAGAUCAUCCUUUUCUUCAUUAUUUUCUUGAUCUAUAUCCUGACUGUGACUGGAAAUAUGGCCAUUAUUUGUGCUGUUAGGUGGGACCACCGACUCCAUACCCCUAUGUAUGUGCUCCUGGGCAACUUCUCCUUCCUAGAGAUCUGGUAUGUGACCUGCACAGUUCCCAACAUGCUGGUCAACUUUCUCUCCAAAACUAAGACCAUCUCCUUCUCUGGAUGCUUCACACAAUUUUACUUCUUCUUUUCCCUGGGCACAACUGAAUGCUUUUUCCUCUGUGUGAUGGCUUACGAUCGGUACCUAGCCAUCUGCUGCCCACUGCACUACCCCACCAUCAUGACUAGCCGGAUCUGUGGCGUUUUGGUGUCCCUUUGUUGGUUUGUUGGUUUCCUUGGACAUUCUGUUUCGAUUUUCUUCAUUUCUCAACUACCCUUCUGCGGUCCCAACAUCAUUGAUCACUUUCUAUGUGACGUGGAACCGCUGAUGGCUUUGUCCUGUGGGUCUGCGCCCAUCAUAGAGCGUGCAUUUCACACUGUGAGUUCUCUUAUUAUCAUUCUCACUGCUUUGUACAUCCUCGGGUCCUACACCCUGGUGCUCAGGGCAGUGCUUCACGUUCCUUCUGCAGCUGGCCGGCGAAAGGCCUUCUCUACCUGUGGAUCACACUUGGUCGUGGUGUCUCUUUUCUAUGGGACCAUAAUGGUGAUGUAUGUGAGUCCCACAUCUGGCAACUCAGUUUCUAUGCAUAAGAUCAUCACAUUGAUAUAUGCUGUGCUGACGCCAGUCUUAAACCCCUUCAUCUAUAGCCUACGCAACAAGGAUAUGAAAUGUGCCCUCCAGCAUGUCUUUUUUGGAAGGAGAGCUUCUCAAACCUCAUGA
Ochotona princeps (American pika) is the source of this 951-nucleotide messenger RNA. Its product is annotated as olfactory receptor 11H7-like. The transcript has a single exon. The record is from RefSeq and is a predicted model, not a curated record. Gene Ontology annotation, biological process: G protein-coupled receptor signaling pathway. Lineage: Eukaryota; Metazoa; Chordata; Mammalia; Lagomorpha; Ochotonidae. Gene Ontology annotation, cellular component: membrane. Gene Ontology annotation, molecular function: olfactory receptor activity; G protein-coupled receptor activity. Bases 7 to 951 code for a protein of 314 amino acids.